AUGCCUCCACUUACUGUGAAGUAUGGUCGAUUUGGCUUCGUGUGGGAUGCGGCAGUGCUGGAAUAUGUUGCUAAUAAUGACGAGGACUGCUCCUUCUACGCUGUUAGUAGCAAUGCACCGGACCGUGGAUAUGGAAUCGCCAUGCAGCACGGCAGCCCCUACAGGGACAUUUUCUCCCAGAGAGUCUUGGAGCUCCAGCAGAACGGUGACAUGGAUAUACUGAAACUCAAGUGGUGGCCCAGGGACAGCCCCUGUGAUCUCUACAGUUCAAUCCAGACACGACAACAGGGGAACGCUCUGGACAUCCACAGCUUUGCGGGGGUGUUCUGCGUCCUGGCAGCCGGCGUGGUGCUCUCCUGCCUCAUUGCCAUGGUGGAAAGCUGGUGGUCACGGAGGAAGGGAUCCAGGGUCCCCUCCAAGGAGGACGAUAAGGAGAUCGACCUGGAGCACCUACACCGCCGGGUUAACAGCUUGUGCACCGAUGAUGAAAGCCCCCACAAGCAAUUCUCCACCUCUUCCAUCGAUUUAACGCCCCUUGAUAUGGAUGCCCUGCCUGCGGCACGCCAGGCACUCGAGCAGAUCAGCGACUUCCGCAACACCCACAUCACCACCACCACCUUCAUCCCCGAGCAGAUCCAGACCCUGAGCCGCACCCUCUCUGCCAAAGCCGCUGCUGGAUUUUCAACUGGUUUCGGCAGCGGUGGCGGCGUCCUCCAGGACCACCGGACUGGUGGGGUGGGCCCUUUUAGGCAGAGAGCCCCCAACGGUGGCUUCUUCCGCAGCCCUAUUAAAACAAUGUCCUCCAUCCCCUACCAGUCCACAGGUCCAGGACCCAACUUUGGAUAUGGCAAUGACCCCGACAGGGGCACAUCCAUAUGAGGAGUUUCUAAGGAUAUGGUUGGCUCAGGAGGAAUAGGAGCAGAAGGAGGCGAGGUGGUUAGGGUCGGUCAUGGGAUGGUAGAACAAAUGCUUUAUGGCUAAGCUAAAAAAAUCUGCUAGAGAGGUGUACAUAGGAAUCUUUAUGUUUUUAGUUUCUGCUUGGGUGUUUCCAGGGGUGUCCAAUUUUUAUGUCGAGAAGACAAAAGAGGUGGAGGUCUAUUUGGGCGUUCCUUAUCCUCCUGCAAACAUUCUGGUAAGGUGCAUAAAGGGAAGGGGGUGGGAAGGGUUGACUUUGCUUUGUUGUUGUUGUUCUUGUGAUUGUUUGGGGGAUUAUUUUUAGGGACAUGUGUGAAAGGGGAUCUUUUUCUAUUGCUUCUGUUUUACAUUAUGAGGACUGCCUCAUGUAAUGGAGAUCUGCUGAAAUUACCUGACUAUUAUGAUCUAAAUCCCCCUUGGAGGGUUUAGUUUACACUACUCCUACCACAGGAAACAUGUAUAUUCCUGUGAGCUCCAGGGCUGCCAUUGGUGGAUGACUGGUGAUGUUGUUAGCCAUUAAACAAUUCUAAGGGGCUCACACUACUAAGCAAUUAUUGAGUUGUUAUUUUAUGAAGGCGUUUAUAACUAUAAUUUUGUCGGUAGCCCUGGGAAUACAUACAGCAGCCCCUUGCAGUUUUGAAAAGGCCUGAUCUCAGUGAAUAUCGGAAGACUCCACUUUUCAACUUUUACUCUGCCUUUUCACUUUGUGGGAGUCCAUACUAAGUUUUCUCUUCUCUUGCUUCACCGAUACUUGGGGUACUAAAUGCGUCCAAGGUGGUGUCAAUACGGUGGCCAGACUAAACUGAGACGUUACAGUUGAACUCACGCUGACCCCAUCACGGAGCAUCCAUCUGAAUACUGCUUAAACGCCAUGACAGUGCAACAAUAUGACACUGAAUCACCAGUUUGGUGCGUCGGUCUUUAACUAUUUCUGCCAUUUUGGUGCAUCUGUCUGAAACUGUUUUCAACACUUUGAUGCACAUUGAAGACUCUUUGUCAGCCCCACUGCACUGUACCAGUGCCCACAGACCUGUAAGUGAUUGUAUGUAGAUCUGACCUUUUCUUUCUCACCUGUACUGUGCUCUCUGCUUUCAAAGUCAAGGUGAGAUCCUCUUAUCAAACUCUCAGAGGGAUAAUAAAAAGGGAUGAUACAAGAAGAACUUAAAGAAGAAAAAACAUAAAAGACAAGCCGAAAGACUUCCAAAAGCGUAUGCUUAUUAUAUGUCUUUUAUUGAGUUUUGUUUUUGAAAAAAAUAGAUUUAAUGCGUGGAAUGUGUUUUGGUCAGGAAGUACAAAAAAAUAACAUUGUUCUGAGCUGUCUACUUGUUUUUUUUCUCUCAGCAAACUUUGAAAAACUGCUAAAUGAGUGCUGUAGUCUCUGGUUUUGCAUUAUAAGUCAUUCCAACUUUUACUUUUUCUUUUUCUUUGUUUUGCUUAAGUUAAGUGCUGCCAUAGCCUGGGUGUUUAAAAGAUAAAAGCUCAUUAUGUGAGGUUGUGUCAUGUUGGAGAUCAUUAAUCACUUUUUAUCAGGUUCAUGUGAUGAAAGGGACUAUCAUUUGUGUUUUGGAGAAGCCAUUGCAGCAGCAUCUUCAGUACAGGCCUUACACGUAUGUCAACUAUAGCUAGCUUUAUCCUCCCGGCUUCCAGUUAAAAUAUCACUAAAAACUGGAAACAUUUUAGUGCAGCAAUUCAGUCGUUGCGCUAAGGGUCAUAGGAAUGUCACAAAGAAUCAACGCCCAUCAGAACCCAGUGUCUGCCUUUUGUGAGAUAAGUCAGAAAUAUACUUAAUUUCAUAUCUGUAAUGUUAAGGGUACUGUUUAUAUAACUUGUUUUUUUUAAGUGCCAAUUAAUUCAAACCAGACCAUUAAGGUGCAUUUUGUGGCGGGGGAAGAGGAAAGGGACAUUGAGAUCAUUAAAGGAAUAUUUUGUGGAUUAGGGGGUGGGGUGGUAAAAUGGAACCAAAUCUUUUUCACUAACACUGUAUUAAUAAAUGAUAAUGUUAGUUGUUUAGAACCAGUUUUCAGUUUGUUAUCUUUAAGAACUAAAACUGCAAAAUGUUGUGCGUAGAGAACUCAGUCGAGCCACAGUGUUUUGAAGCAAGCAUUCUUAGGCAUUAUUUUUCUUAGGCUACAGUAUGGCUAUUGAAUGACAAAUAGGACACAGACAUUUCAAAUGUUUUAUUUAGUAUAAAUGAAAGAGACAUUAUAAAAAUGUAUAUUUUACACGUUGAUGCUAUUUUUGUUUAACAAAAAGAAAAGAGUAUAUCAUAAUGAGCUAUAGUAUAGAGUUAAGCAGUCCCAUUUGGUUUCUACCUGUUCUGCCCAUGUCAACACAAACGAUUUGCUUUUAUCAUGUCAUUCUGAGUUCAUUUUUUAUUUGCUGGCUAAAUAACAAAAAGUGGCAAGUUGAUU
This is a messenger RNA of Notothenia coriiceps (black rockcod), 3326 nucleotides long. RefSeq names its product glutamate receptor ionotropic, delta-2. The transcript has 4 exons. The record is from RefSeq and is a predicted model, not a curated record. Bases 1 to 879 code for a protein of 292 amino acids. Lineage: Eukaryota; Metazoa; Chordata; Actinopteri; Perciformes; Nototheniidae.